This is a messenger RNA of Monomorium pharaonis (pharaoh ant), 2158 nucleotides long. RefSeq names its product thyrotroph embryonic factor (gene gt). The record is from RefSeq and is a predicted model, not a curated record. NCBI's taxonomy places the organism in Eukaryota, Metazoa, Arthropoda, Insecta, Hymenoptera, Formicidae. The coding region runs from base 415 to 1470 and encodes 351 amino acids. Gene Ontology annotation, cellular component: nucleus. Gene Ontology annotation, biological process: regulation of transcription by RNA polymerase II. Gene Ontology annotation, molecular function: RNA polymerase II cis-regulatory region sequence-specific DNA binding; DNA-binding transcription factor activity, RNA polymerase II-specific. The transcript is spliced from 2 exons.
AAUAGAUAAUAAAAUUAAUGCCAUAUUAUAUUAUAAUAAGACAGUACAUAAACAUCAUAUGUUUCAAACAUUUUACUUAUAAUCGUUGUUCAAAUGGGCACGUGUUAAGGAUGUAACCAACAGGUUGUAUAGUUUCCCCACUACUUUCCCCAAGAAGAAUGCUUGGGGCCUCAAGGGUGAGGCUAUAUAGAGCUUCUCCAACCCCGAACGAGCUUAGACGAAUACAGAGAUUCAAGCAGUUGGCAUUUUGCGUCAAAUAGAAUCCAAUCUACAUCUCGUCGGUUUAUUUAUAUGUUUUGAAAUACGUACGUGUUAAUCAAACAAUCAAAUAUAAGAAAACGAGCAUCAAAUGUUGUACUGUCAGUGAUUUCAGUGUAACCUUGGAUUAAAUCUAAGAUUAUUAGCUACUUACAAAUGACGAUGGAGAACACUACAAACAAUUAUAAGCAUGACAACGAAAGGCAUCUUCAAUUUUCGUCUAAGCAAAAGAAUGGCUCGAAUUCAGAUAUGUUGGUUCUAGACCUAUCAUGCAAGGAGCGCGUGCCGCUUAUAUUGCCUGUAAUUAAAGAAACCAGAGAUGAAAUUAAAAAAGAAAAUCUUCCUACUGAUUUGUCACAAACUUCGGCUAUGAAUGCAAGUAAGCGUUUAUGUGAACAAAUAAAUCUUUUAGAUGAAGAUAAACAGACUUCUCCCGUCGCGGGCAGUAGUGCCAUGUUGUCGCCAUACUCCGAGCCAAGCUCGCCGAAAAGGACGAAGACUGAAUCUAUGGACUACUACGAAAAUAAUUACCAGUUGAAACAUACCGCAUUAGCAAAUAUGUUACCGCGCGAUAUUAUCCCUGGCGUAACAAUGGUGACACCUCAGCAUCCACCAUCGCUACUUAUGCUUCCGAACGAAGCCAAGAAUAUUCCAUUCAUAGUGCCAACACACACAAUGUCUAUACCAUAUAUAGAAGCGUCACAAUCCUUUAUGACAAAUGAGGCCAAAAGAAAAGUCCCGUUUGCAGUGCCAGCAGAAUGCUCGACUUCUACGGAAAUGAAAUUGCCAACGUCAUCGUUGGACACCCUAAAGAAAAUGAGACCUUUUAAGGCCUACUCGAAGAACAUGUUGCCCAUGAUUCCUACCCUCGACUAUAACUCUAAUGAGGAAUUCGCAAAGUUCUGUCAGCACUGGAUGGAGGAAAGGCACAAGACACCCAGAAAUACAUCGAAUCCUAAAAUGCGUCGAGUAUCCAAGAGUCCUGGAUUGCCUACUAGCACCGUCAAUGAGAAAGAUGCUGCAUAUUACGAAAGGCGAAGAAAAAAUAAUGAAGCAGCGAAACGUUCCAGAGAUGCUCGAAGAGCCAAGGAAGAUGAACUCGCGAUGAGAGCGGCUUUCCUUGAACGCGAAAAUUCGCGGCUUAAGUGCGAAAUGAAAGCACUCAAAAUUGAACUACAAAAAUACACUAACAAUUACAAUUUUAUAUUUUAAGAUAAUUUUGUUGGUUGUGAAUAAUUAUUAAGGCAUGUGAUAAUCAUGUAUAAUAGUAAUGAUAUUAUGAUACGAAUAAUUUAUCAUGAUACGGUUUUUUGAUAGGAAUAUAUUAAUUUAAAUGUUUAAUAUAAAUAUUAUAUAUAGUUAUAUUUUUUUAAUAUUUUUAUAUGGUAUGUAUGUAUAUGUGUACAGAUAUACGCAUAAUAUAUAAAAUAUUAUAUGCUUUAUCUUGCAACAUACGUAUAAUGCUAUGCACAUUUAUACGUAUAAUGCUAUUAUUCAAUAUAUUUCUUUAACAUGUCAUGAAAACUGAUUCAUAAUUGAUAAAAGAAAAAUUUUUGACAGAUUAUUCGCUUCUUUGGAAAUAUAUCUUUGAACAUUUUUCUUAAAGUUUUCUUAAAGAAUACUUUUCUAAAAGUAUUUAUAUAAAUUAUCACAUGUAUUAACUCUAUACAAUCAUGUAAUAUUUCAAUACAAAAAAUAUAUAUACAUAUUACAUAUUAUAUACAUAUAAGCUGCGUCGUGUAGGAAAUUAAAUACGUGAAAUUAUACGAUAAUUUAAAUAUGCUUUAUAAUCGAUUAAAACUGAUAUAAAUAAUAGACUGAUACCAAAAUAUAAAAAAUUGACACGUAGUAUAAAGUCUAAAAUACGACACGAUUCUACUUUUGCAAUACAAUGUAAUUU